AUGACGGACAGUCCUAAGACACCUUGCGAUGACUGUGGUGGCGAAUUCCCCACUCGACAAGGCACUGGCCCUUGUCUCAAGUGCUCAAAGCUCUCAAAACACGCUCGCGACUCUGACCAGUACAAGGACAUUUCACAAUGGCCUCAGUGUGAGAUGUGUGGUAUUACUCGACGCAAUAUGCCUUCAACUGGGCCUACUCAGACCUGUAAUGCACCAGCAUGCAAUCGUAACCCACUUGGGCCAGCCGCAGGAGGAAAAGAGAAUCUUCCCGACAUUCAACGUGACCGUAAUGCCAUAUUCUUUGCCCGUCUCCAAAAAAAUUCGCCCAUUACUGGUCCAAAUCCCGGAACUGCCCUCACGACUGAAGAGCUUUUGAAUCGGGAACAUGGUGGUGGAAUGCCCGGCGAACGUCAAAUUCAUAUCGGCUGCCAGAUUCGUGUUGCAAAGGGCAACACUGCCAGAAUCAAUGAAGGCCUUGGAUGGGUGCGCAAGGCUGCCAAAGAUGUCAAGUCCCAGCUGCUCGACAAUCUCAACACCAAAUGGACUAAGACUCACAGUCACAAAAUUCUCGACGAAGAAGUGGAACUACGGUUCCAGGGUGGACAAGAUCUCCUUGGGGAUACUGAAGCCUUGACGGUCGACCAGUUUUACCUCAAGUACUCCUCUCCAGCUCACCGGGGUGACUAUCUGGACAACAUUAGCAAACCUUGGGACAAGAAUAGCUACGUGAAAGCGAAACGACCAUUUUUGCCUAUGGAAUUACUCUUCCAUCAAGAAAUUCAUGAAGCCCGAAUCAAGAAAUCAGACAAUGGAGAUGAUCUGACCUCCACCCACGUCCACCGACGAAAGCGGGAGCGUACCAUGUCUGGAACUACCAGCACCACCAGUUUCAAAAAGCCCCGUGGAUAUUCCCACUUCCCUUCGAUGGCUCCGGUUUCGCUUUUUGGCCUCCCUUCACGUAAAGAUGUGACGGUCAUCUCCAAACAGAGCUCGAUUUCUUUCAUCAAGGUUUCCGCCGUUACGGGCGGUCAGAAUGGGGUCACGAAGCUCAUCAAUACCGGUAAAUCAUACCAAGGCACUAUUGCAGACGAAGCCUUCAAUCGUGGCCAGAUGAAGCAAGCUCAUGAUGCAAGUAUCAAGGACUCGUUUGUAGCUAAGAGGUUCUACCAGCUGGACGAGCAUGGGUUGGAGGUGGAUAUCGCAGACAACAAUGUCGAGAUCCGGCUGGAAGCGACUCGUCAAAGUCAACUCAAUUGGUUCUUGGAGUCAUUCUAUAGGUUUACGGGUACCCAUGCUCAAGGUCAAGACGUGUCUGUUGAUCAAAAUAUCACUGCAGCCGAAGUCUUCAUUGCAAAGGAAGUCGAACAAGCUUCUCGUGCCUCGGGAAUGCUACUUUCUGAGCUCAAGGAAGACGACGAAGCCAUCGAGUGGCUCGUCGAAGAACGUCGGGCUCAGGCGGUCAAAAAAAUUUCUGGCACUCUUUCGCACAAGCAGCUUGCAAAUGACUUGGUAUCUAGCACAGUCUCAGCCUUUGCACACUUUGCAUUUGGAUUCAGCAACCGUCAACUUGUAUUUGCAGAUCUUCAAGGAACUCGAGCUAUCGUCAAAGAUCAUGUUGGGCUGGUUCUCUUUGAUGUUAUGACUCACACUUUGGCUGGUGAUUCCGGCGUCGGAGACUUCGGAGAGAAAGGUAUCAGGUCUUUCGUGGAGCAACACCAGUGCAGCCCAGUGUGCACUGGCUUUCAACUGGACCAGAUGUAUCCCUUGGAGCCUGCUGACUCGGACAAAGAAGACUCGGACGAGCUCACAGACUCCAAUAAUCUAGUUGGUUACGGGUCAGAAUAG
Mycena indigotica is the source of this 1845-nucleotide messenger RNA. RefSeq lists its product as uncharacterized. NCBI's taxonomy places the organism in Eukaryota, Fungi, Basidiomycota, Agaricomycetes, Agaricales, Mycenaceae. The record is from RefSeq and is a predicted model, not a curated record. The coding region runs from base 1 to 1845 and encodes 614 amino acids. Gene Ontology annotation, molecular function: protein serine/threonine kinase activity; ATP binding. Gene Ontology annotation, biological process: protein phosphorylation. The transcript has 12 exons.